AUGGAAGCGUUCAGGAGAGCCGCGAAAAGGGUCGCGGACCGGACGGACGAUCAGCAGUUGGACUGCGCGCUGAUGGCGUCCGUCCAAAAGCAGCUGACCGAAGUAGCGGACGCCGUGGCUGCCGUCCGUCCGCUGGCCGAGCUCCCGGACCCGGAGAGACGGGAAUGCGCCAAGACGUCGGCGGUGAAACGGUACGCGGCCAGGUCCGUCGUUUACGGUAAUAUUACACACAACACGCCAAUCCGAAAUUAUCGUUGAACGCCAUUAGCGUAGUAGUGUGACAUCGUGUAAAUGGGAUAGUAACGAUAACGAUCAUUGGAUACAAAAUAUAUGAAAAUUUACGUAUAGAUUCGAUUUAAAGACAACGAGAUAACGAGUAAUUUUUUAAACGCUUGUAUUCCACAUUUUAAGUGCUUUUAGAUCCCAUUGACAAAAAUGUCAUUAGUGUAACUACUCUAUUUAAACAAUAGUUAAAUAUUGUGGUUUGUAAAUAUUACUCAUAUUUGAAUACAAUAGGUAUGAACGUUAAACAUAAAAUUAUAACAUGUGUUUUUAGUUCGAGGAUUAGCUAUUAAAUCUUAACGAAGUAAAUUUUCUGGAGCAGGUCGUUAGUCUGCUGCGAAUCUUCUUGGAGGGAGAACUUAACAACUAUUUCAAGUUACUGAGUGGCUAUUGAAACGUAUUUAGAGACGUAUAUUACUGAAUGCUGUUAACUAUAAUUCGUGGUAUUGUCUUACCCGUAAACAAUAAAGAUUCCCAUGCGAGAAUGCAUUUUUUUAUUAUGAAAGCUAAUAUUUCAGUGGGGCAGAACAUGCUCGGAAAAAUCAAAACGAAAUAAUAAAAACGGUGAUUUAACAACGUCCGUGCGGUGAAAUACCACUUGAAGGGCUAAAUGCAAGAUUGAAAUUCUUAAUUAAAAACGUUACGAAAACAUUAGGUAAAGGCUUAAAUUAUUGGAAAGAAAAAGCAACAGAAGGAUGAAGGAUCGGGUAUGAAAUUAGAACCAUUACAACCAUGCAAAUAAUAAUAAGAAAGUAUUUGUUUUUAACGUGACUAUAAAUGUUUGGAUCAAAACGAUCCAAUAAUUAAUGAUAACAGACUGAUAAAAAGAAUUAUAUCAUUACAAGUAUUGAAACAAUAAUAUUAGGUAGUUUAACACAAUAAUUGUAUAGUUUUUCGACCAGAAAUCAUGUUCCGAUGAUAUCGGAUGUGUGAUUUCUGGUGUACAUUUUGACUAUUCGGUGCGACGGCGAGAGCGUUUUUAGGUUUUCAUUGCACUCUUCUCAAUGAGGUAAAACCGGAGGAAAAAAUAUCAGAAAACACGAGUAUUUCGCCUUUCACAACGACAUAGGUCGUGUAUUCAAAUUUGUAUCAUUUUUCACCAUCGUCCAUGACCUUCUCUACUCAUUCAAAGAGAUUAAAAUGUGAGAUACGACUUCGGUCGUUGUGGCAGGUGAUAUUCUUGUUGGUCUUAAAUCUUUCAUUUGGUCAGCCGCAGCUUUACAUGUUUCUCUGUCAUUACUUAGCUUUUUCAACUUCCGUUAACUUUUCACUUUCAUAUCCUACAGGUAUGGUGUGUAUUUCAUUGUUGGUUUUCUUCUGCUAGUUUUACCAUCUACAUAGCCUUGAAUGAUCAUCACUAGUACGUGAUCUAUCAUAUAACAAUAUGUACUUUUGUACUUCUAUUUUUAAAUAAAUUCCAAAGUUGCUUUUUUUCCUUAAUUGUAUUAUAUUCAACACUUCUUCAUUUUUAACUCUAUAAUACCAUGAAAUAUUGAGUAUCCAUUGGUAACACCACAUUUCAAAAGCUUCUAUAUUUUUAUUCUCGAUUCGUUUACAGUUCAUGUUACACGUCAUUAUAAGGUCUAGUUUAAUAUGCGUGUUUUUAAAAGAGUAUUUCCUAGUAUUAAACCCCACACUGUUAUGGCCAGUAAAUGAUUUUUAUUUCGAAAAGCUCUUUUUCCUUGUACAAUCCUACUGAUUAUAUCCAACUUGCUUCUACUAUACUCUGUUAUUUUACUGCCAAGAUAACUAAAAAGCUUUUCACAAUUUGCGGCCGGUAAUAUUAUUAGAGAUAAAAAGUUGAAUGAAGUGAGAUACGACCGUUUUCGUUGCGACCGGCGAUUUAUGUUCAUUUAUAUUUUGUUUCCGUGUUGUGAUUCAGUGAAAACAAUCGUAAAAUCCUUAAAUGUCUGCCUAAUAUCUACUUCAUUAAUUAGCACAACUUAGAAUUAAUGCAAUGUUUUGAAAAUAUUCUGCCAUUUUUAAAGUCAAGUAUUUAUAUAUUUAAAGCUAGUUGAAAUGUUGGAGUUUUUGUUUGAUUUUCGAUAAAUAUUUUGUGACUACGUAUAAAUUCUCGAAUUUGAGUUAUUAAUAACUGUUUGUUAUUUUCGAGUUUUGUUCGUUUUUUUUUUUUAUUCAUGGAUAAUCAUUUUUAUCAACAUUUUAUUUUAAAAUUUUUACUUUGUGGAUACAAACGCGAAAUGUUAUAAUAUACUUUUUAGAUACAAAUUAAUAGAGUUUUAUCCGAAAAAAUGAAUACCUCUCAUUUUCCUUUCUUCAUUCACCUUAUUUCUAGGGCUAGGGAUAUGCAUUAUGAAAACGCCGAUUAUCACAUCACUAGAUCGGCCCGUAUACUUGUUUACUUAUUUUUAUCAGGACGAUUCGAUAAAUUUCAAAUAUAUUUCGUGUGCAUCAAAACGGCUGGAAUUCGGCUAUGAACAUUUUAAAACCCACCGGAAACAAGAACAAAAUAUAUUACUGGACAUAAAAUAAAUAAUAGGUACUUAUUAAUAUUAUUUUUAAUACGCCGUUUUAGUGCGUGAAUCGUUGACCCAUUCGGCGUUUGAGUCAGCGAAGUUUUACGGACAAUCGGGCGCGCACGCAAAACAUUUUUAUUUUGCCGCGAUGACUUUAAUUUGUACGGUGAAACUAACGAUAAUAUUUUUUAAAAAAAAUUGUAAAAUCUCGAACAAAGUGAUGUUGUACGCGAUUAAAAAAUAAUUAUAAUUAUAAUUAUAAUAAAAGCAUAACGUAUUGAACAUGCAAUUUAUACAUUUUUUUUUUUUAACAUAUUUUAUUAUUGUUUUGUUGUGUUUUAAACGUCCUAAAAUACAUUUUAGACCUUUAUUUUUUUUUUUGCAAGGACAAUAAUUUCGAUAAUUAUGAUAACACAUGGUAGCAUAUCUAAUGAUUAAGAGACGUCGUGAAUUACAUUUUAAAAUAUUUAUAAUACAUUUAUAGAGUUUAAAGGUUCGCGUAAAGGCAGUUUAACGAAUUAAAAAAAAAUAAAAUUGAUUAAUGAUUUGAUUAAUCAAAUUUGUAUUCAAUGUCAAUGUAGAGUUAUAAACGGCCCGGAGUUUUUAUUACGUACAAUUAUUUAUUGCGCAAUCAUGCCAUUUGUCCACAAACAAAUGGGGAAAUUAUCAUCAACCGAUAACUUUUGAUCAACAUUUCUUACAAAUAUAAAUAAUUCUUUUUAAUCACUGAACUGAGUGUAAAAGUAGUAAGAGCGCACCAGAUUUGUUAUACGUUUAGAUUUAUAACAGAUUGCGCGAAUGAUGUAACUUAAUAAUUGUAUUGAUUUAUUAAAUCGUAUUACUAUAAAUAAAAUCCGGUUUAGCGUUGUUUGAUCGUUGAAAAGAACGCGAAUAAGUUGGGUUGGACAUGCGUGUAAAUCGAAACUACUGGACAAAUACUUGGACAAAUAACAGCGUAGAAACUAAACAUAAAGAGACCUAUAGGACGAUCCAGACAGGGUCGGGCAUACGGAAUAAAGGAAGAUCUGAGGAUAUUGUGAUUAAGAAAUGCAGAAGAAAUUGCAAAAUACAGGGGAAUAUAUGUUGCGCGUUAUGUUGUUACGGUAAUGGACCCGAAUGGCCUGUAAAAAGCCGAAGAAGAUACUAUGAAUAAAAUAUUUUAUUAAUUUGCAUAGUAAAUCUCAGAUGUCUCUUGUUUUACAUUUACUAUUCAUCAUGUGUGUCGCCAUUUUGCGAUUUGUUUGUUUUUUUUUUUUACCAUGUAAAUACUGAGCGUGCACUGCUAGUGCUAUUGGAUCACGUUGUAGUCGCACUCGGAGAGUAAUUUGCCGUGCAAUCAAAAAAUGGUGCGUCCCAUAAAACGCUGAUAAGAUCAGUAGUUGUUCGCUGUCUCGUUAUACCAUAGACUCUCUCUCUCUCUAUUAUGUUCACGUAUAGGUAGGCAGGUUGGCCGAACGUCGAACCGAUAUCAUAUUUGAAUAAAGCAAACCUUUGAAAAAUGUAAUUGUUUCGUAUCGUCCAAACAGGCAAAAACAUAAACUGCACUGACCGAACAUCGAAAUUAAUUGAAAUUUCUUAUAGUUUGUAAAUAUAUUUAAUUUAAAUAAUUCCGAAUCGUUUCGUAUUAACGUACGAUUUCAACAUUUCUUUUAGCAUUUACCAAUAAUCUUAUUUGAAAAUAACUAAUCGUUUAUAGGGAAAAUAAUUUAAUUUAUUUAAUUUUAUAAUUUCCUAUAGUGAACGUGUAAUAUUUCUUAAAAUACGAUUCGGAAUUUGUAGUAGUGUGUUGUCAUUGUCAUUGUCAAUAAAUAAUAAUACGAUUAUUAUUAUAACGGACAAAUACGUCGUACGAAAAAUAAUAAUUACUUUUUGAUGUUGAUAAAACGUAACAAGUCAAUUCCUUGCGUCAUGGUACAAACGUCAAAAGUCGUUCGACGGAUACUGUCCGACAAUCACAGUUAUAUUUUGUUUUCAAUUCGUUUUGACACAUCGUCGAAUCACCAAAUUUAACUAUAACGAGCAUACACACCCUCGGUGGGUAUAAUAUAGGAAAACUACUGCAAACUAAAAACGAUUCUGAGCGAAAAUCGGUUAUAUAUAUAUAUAUAUAUAUAUAUAUAAUGAUAGAACCGUAAAUAAAAUCGAAAAACCAUUUCUUCCAAUGGCACAUGCCGCAAUUAGAUAUGAUCUAUUAUCAGAAAUUUUACUCCGACCAUUUCGGAAAAAUUCCUGAUAGAAAAGUUAUUAAUAGACCAACAAAAUGCAUCAAACAUGAAACCACGAAAACCAUGAAUAAUUAAUAAAUAUGUAUGCUCACAGUAUACGUCAGUCUGUAACGAUUUUGUUCCUUUACGCCCCAAUGAAUAUCCAAGCAUUUAGGUGCCGUGUAGAUUUGGUUAGGUACCAUAAUAUCAUUUGCAAAACUGUUUCUUCUAGUCGGAAUGUUUUCGUUAUUGUAACAAUGUAUCGCGCGUAUCAAUUAUAAUGUUCCUAAUGUCCGGAUUUUAAAUUCUAGAAUUUUCUAUUCCGGGUUUUUAUAUGCCUUGCGGGUAUUUUUAUCGUAUUUAUACUGAAAAGAACGAGCUUCUCCGCUACGCUCGACAACUGAAAUUUAAUAAAAAACAAUAUGUCGUCAUAUUAUAGAAACUCGGCGCAUGCGAUCGUUUUUUAUAUUCUAAUAAUAUUAUUUUUGACGUGGUAUCCGACCGCUGCAAUAACCUGAACGACGAGUUUUGGGGCCCGCGGCGAAAGUGGUGCACGUCGAACUGCAGCAAGUGCAAUUUCUAAAAUAUAUCGAUACCGUUGUUUUUUUGUAUAUUAUGCGGAGAGAUUUCCGUAAAAACCCGAUCACCCUGUACACAUUUUGUACAGUGUACAAUAUUAAAUUGCGUCGUCUAGUACGACUAUAAUAAUGACAAUAAUGCAUAAUAACCGUCUGUGGUGCACACCGGUCGUAAAAUUCGUCCCAGUUGUCGAAUAAAAAAAUACCGAGUACCUACUCGGAAAUGCAUAACGUGUCUGCAGAUUACGAAACGGAAAAAACCUACAAUAUUUUUAAUCGUUCAAAAACGAAUUCUCGCAGCAUAUAUAACAAUAAUAAAAACAAAAAAAAAAACCAAAUCACUGCGGACACUAAAGUCGAAUUUUCCUCCAACUGACUUGUCGUCGUUGCAAUAUUUAAUUGUUUUUUAUUAUUGUAGUUUAUCCAACAUAGUUAUAGUCGAUAGAGUUUUAUUGCAUUUUGUUUUGUACGGGGCAAUCAAAAUUCGGUAUCACCCGCAGAAUUAUGCGAUUUACCAUAGAAAUCGUCGGGUAGGUGUUUGAGAGUUGAACAACCCGAAAGACAUGCCCUCGGCAUUUACAACACAGGUAUAUAAAAUUUAAUUUUCUUGACUUCAUUUAGAGCCCGUAAGUUUGGCGAGUGAGUUUGCUAUUUGAAUCGGUUGUAAACAAUAUUAUGUUAACUGCGCGUCUGCAGCGUCAAGAAAUAUGUUCAAAGUAUUUUAGUUUUUUUUUGCAAACAAUUAAAAAAAAAAUAACUUAAUUUGUUAACUGAAAUAACAUCAACGAGUUUAAAUUUUAAGUUUUUGGUAACUUUUAACUGAAGGCGUUUUAGUUAAAAAGGCGUUUUAAUUUUGCGUUUUAGUUUUAUACAAUACUUCAUUAGUUUAGCUUGACUCAAUAAAGUUAAUAAUUAUUUCCAGUAACUCACCCCCUAUACAGAUACGACUGCUGCAGAGUCGGUAUAAUUUAUUCCCGACAACUUCAGUCUCGCCAAACACGUCCUAUAUUGUUUUCAUCAGACAAAACAUAAAAUCGUUAUCGAUUUUCACCGAAUUAUAUCGGUAGUUUCUUAUGAUUAUUAUUUAUUUUUCUUUUUUACCGUAUAUGCCGUACUUUUUGUUUUUAUUGUUGAAAUUCAUUGCUUGUAACGUAAAGAACACAACUAAAAUUUUUUUCUAUUAAACUAUUCGAUAUUUAUCGAAAUGAUUUUCACAUCAACAACCAUCUGAUUAUUGAAAAAACUUUUCAAUUAGCAUUUAUUUGAUUAGUUUACAUUCGAAUAGUUUUGAUUCGCUUAUGGAAAAAAUUAUUGGAAUAUUUUUAAUUCGUUAUUUUUUCGAAUUAUUUGAUAGUUUUAACGAAUACAACUAUUCGGUCAUAGAAAAAAAUAAUUCGAACUGGACAUCCGAUUGUACAUUUCAAACAGUGGUUUUCAACGCCUUUCGGGCGAGCCAGGAUUACUGUAUAAAUGAGUUCGACACGUGUUUAAAGCUCUGCAGCCAUGGCAAGGGCUAUCUAAUUUAAUUAAUUUAUAGAAAAUAUAAACAACGGUCUUCCGAAAUUGAGCAUGUUAAAAUGUUUUUUGAAUAAUAUUAUUCCUUUGUAUCAUCAAAUUUCAAUCCCUUAUUAGAUAAUUUCACUGCUUAAGUUCCAGGUGUUUGUUAUGAUUAGUUUGGUUACAGUUUAUAUGCAAUUAUAAUGGGUUAUUAAAAACUAUGCGUCUAGGUCUUUACUUACGCUUACGUCCCUUGUUUUGGGCAUAAUGUGAGGGGGAAAUGACCGUGUUUUCACAAAAGCUGUGUGCACUCAUGAAACAAUAUUAAGUAUUUUUAAGGUUGUUUAUUUUCUUCAGUAAAACUUUUUUCUAUUGAUUCUGAGCGAAGUGACAAAUGUUGUUUAUUUUUAAUAUUUUUUUAAUCUGUGAACAAAUUUUCUACCAGAAAUUUUACUCCGAUUUCCAAUUGUAGUACUUUUCCAAAAGGAAAUUUGACUGGAGUGGUACAAUAAGAAGUUCAUAUUUUAAUCUUCCCAGGAGUUUUUUUAAUAAAUGAGAAUAAAAAUGAGAAAUAUUAAAUUUGCCUUCUAUCUUCUCAACUUCUCACCUAUAAUAGUAUCUCACCCAUCGUGCGAAUUAUGUCUGUUUUUUUUUUUUACAAUUUAACUCAUAUUAACCUUAACUAUCUAAUCUCAACUAUAGGAUUUUUGCAUAGGGGGUGUUGAAAAAUCGUUUACUUUUUAAUAGGGUGGUAACUUUAAGAAAAUUGAGCAACACUUAUCUAAAUUACUGAAAACUAUCGAUGGUAUAAUUUAUUCAGACAUGCCCAUUACAAGGUCGACAUACAGAUCUAAACUUUCAAUAUUUUUAUGUAAUAACGACUACGUCGCAGGUGUACUAAUUGAAAUAUUAUGUGAAAAAUACUCUACCGUAAUAUUCUACGUAACAUAAGCUAAUGAAUUAGAAUCGUAAACGUCGUUCGCUUGAAGGAAUGGCGAGCAGAAAAUUGUAGUACUAAUGGUCGGCCAAUAACGCGGGAAAAAAAUUGAAUAAAGUUUUCAUUGCUCGGGCGAAAACGACGUGGCGACAUCGGAUGGAAAUGGACUAAAGCGAAUUACUUGGAUAAGGGAAAACGGAUUGUCCCCGCAUAAAAUAAAUACCGCCGUAAUGAACAGUAGGUAGGUACCUCGGUACCUGUCUAACUAACGGUUAGUACGUACAAUAUUUUAUUUCGUUUCAGUAUUUCGCCGUCGGACGUUCUUAAAUUAAGUUUAAAAGCGAAAAUAAAAACGAAACUUCUCGCACCGGAGUUUCGAUUUAUUUUUUUGGUCGUAGCUUUCACGUGAUCUCACGGGACCAAUCGCGGGAGCCGCCCAGGAAAAUCGGCCGCCUUACCUCGGCCACCCGGGAUCCCGCGAUUUUCCGUGAAAACCCUAUAGCCGCCAUCCCCACAGUGAGUUAUUUAUUGGCUUUGACGUUUUUACACGUGACCCGUUUGUGGAUUGCAUGGACGACGACGACGACGAUGUCGGCGUACUUGUUUUUCUAACGUCCCGAAAUUAGCUCUAUACCCAAUUCACGAAAUGUAAACUGUCCGUACCGGGAAACACGCGGAAAACCUUUUGUCGUUCAACCCAUCAAUCCUCAGCCACAGUGAUCAGAUUAGAGGAGCGUCCCUUUAAUUACACGUUUAACUGCGCGCUUCUAGGUUUAUACGGGAAAAAUCUAAAACAAAUACUUCAUUUAUAUAUAUCAUACCUUAAAAAAUGGGAAAUUUUCAUCUGAUGAUAGCUUAAUUAAAAUAUGUCUUGAAAUUUUAAGCAGUUAACCUCUUAGGUUCUUUUUUUUUAUUUAUUUUUUUAAGAUUACUGAGUUACCCGAUGAGCAAAUACACGACUGUACUCAGAAUGGUUUUUUGUAGUCAUAAAAUUAUUAUAACGUCAUCUAUAAUAUGAUUUUUAACAGGAGUAGAUUUGGGUACCUUGUAAAUAAUAUAAUCAUAAAUAAAUCGUAAAAAUUUCGUUUAUUAUACCUGAUCCGACAGUUGGUAGUUUUAAACAAAGAUUCACAAAAACCCACUCUUAUACAGAUUUCCCUUUUAGCUGGGAUCCAAAAAUUUGACUAUGCGUGCAAUCGUUUCUAUAAUUUGACGGGGACCAUAAUUUGAGUGUAUAUACGAAAAAUAAAGAUAUUUUUUUGUCAGUUUCAUGGCUAUAUUAUUAUAAGUUAUUUUAUUUUCAAGUACUUUAGUUUUAUGUUUUUUUUUUUUUUUAAGAUUACUCUAACUGGUUUAGUUACAUUUUACACUGGUUUAUCAAUUGAACUGUUAUAUUUCCUUUCCUAAAAAAAAAUAUGUUUUGAAAGAAACAAAACUGGGGAUUUAUCAUGUUUUUAUAUUUUCUCUCGAAAAAUGAAACUUACAAGAUUUUACAGAAACUCUAGGAUAUUUUCCACGGCGUCCGUUUAUACAAAUAAUAUACGUCUGAGGUAGCAUAAAUCCAUUCCGGCCAACAAUACCAAUUUCACGUACACAAUUACCACUAAAUUAUAUUAUAUAGGUCUGGAGGUACCAGGUCUAGGUGGCUAUUAUUAUUAUAAAAUAGACUCUCCAAAAUAAUUUAUUCAUUUCUUUCGUUGGCCGUUUCGACUGUGCCUCGAAAGUAUAGUACCUACCUUCGAACCAGACCCCUUUUCACGGUCUUACACUUGUAAUGAACCGCGUAACCCUUUUAUCCCUAAAUACACUCGGCGUAUUGUACGGAUUAGGGUAUAAUUAAGUACUUAUUUAUAAGUUGUAACCAGAAAAAGUUCGACGAACAAUUAUUUCGGCAACGGUUGUUGAAAAUACGUCGUAUUUUGUUGUGUGUGCUACGUUCUAUUAUAGGGAUUUGAUGUCCAAAAUUUUUAUUUUUCUCCCUUUGGAAAUUAACUCAAAAUUAAUUACAGUAAUUUAAAUAGAUGCGUCAUUAAGUUAUUUUUCUCGUAAAUGUGUAAAAUAAUAACACAAUUAAAUUUAAUAAAUUUCAAUCGACUCCUUACGUCGCAUUUUUAAAACAAAUUUCGGAAUUUAUUUAUCGUGAUAGCAGUGGUAGCUUGGCUGGAUUGUAAACGUUGUUAUCGAUUAUUAUUGCCGAACGAUAAAGAUACGGCUGAUGCACGUAUACCGCAUAGUCACUACAAUGGUUGGUAUACUAAUAUUGUCGCCAAAUCAAUUUUGAUGUACGGCCUGAUCAAUCGUAGUCUUAACCACUCACUAUUCCUGUUAGACUGUUAUCAUGCGAACAAAAAAAAUUGAAAAUUAAUUUUUACCAAUCGAUACGAUUUUGUUGUUUUAAAGUUAAAUAAUUUUAAAAUAUUUUAAAUUUUUCGGGAAUAAUGUUCAAAUAACACAUUUUGUAUUUUACUAAAAUGUAUAGGCAAAUGCGAAUAUUUAAAAAACAAAAAAAAAAAAAGAGAGCCUAUAUUGGACGAGCGUUCGAAACGGCCAUCUUCGAAUAGGGAAACAGAUAUGGAGAUAUUCGUCUGUUGUUAUAUUUCCCGUACAUAUAAUACAACGUUUUCGUUUAUUCCGUUUGAUUUUACCUACACUUGGCGCACCCAACGGACACGUUGAUUAGGGGUGUUUAAUUUUUCCAUAUAUACAAAUAUAUUAACUAUACCACUGUGACAUCGCUCGUGUAACGAUUAAAAACCCUUUUUAUUAACGAUUUAAAUUAUUUAGGGUACCUAAAUUAUGUAAUGCGAGUAGCUAUAGGUACACAAAAAGUUAAAUCCAAUAUCCGGAUUAAUAUAAUAUCCUGCCGACAAAAAAUGCCAAAGAUUGUACACACGAUAUUCGUUUCGUUAAAUUAUGGGUUAUAGUGUACAUUUGGUGGUAGGGAAGGGAUAAGUGAAAUAAUCCAAAAUUGAUUAAUAUUUCACUUAAACAAAUACAAAUAUCGAUUGAAAUUAAAUAGCCUUUUUAAAAAAAACUCUCGAUUAUGGUGAACUGUAAUGAUUUUCAAGCUUUUACGAAUCGCAAACCCUCUAUUUUUUUUUCAUGUAAGACGACCCCUUCAAAAAUUGCUUCAUAGAGAGAGAAAACGAGAAAAAUUCAAAAUUAAAAAACUUUAAAUUAAAUUUAAAUUUAAAUUUACAACAAAAUAAUGUUAUACCUGUACUGUACGUUACUCAGAUUUACUAUUGUAGUCGCGUAGAUAAAAUGUUAAUAAUAAUACGGUGAUACCGGUGAAUGUAAACAAGAAAACCACAAGGAAAAACCGAACAGGUAAAAAAAAAAAAAAGCCCCUUUGUUGUUUUAUUGUUGUUAUACGACUCGGUUAAAUUUAAAUUUGUAUUUCCUCCCAAUAAUAUUACAGUAGCAUAAUAUAUACAAGUAUGAAUUUAUCGUUUUAAUUUUGUCGACGCGGAGAAAACUUUUGUAAUUCGUUUCGAUAAAUCACAAAACCUCUUCGUUGCCCGGGAAUUCGACGUAAUAAUAAUAUUUCGACAAACAGAUUUUAACGGUAAAUUUUCCCGUUUUCCCGGUGGUUUUUGACGAUUUUCUCAAGUGCAAGGAAAAUCGAGAAAUUUACUCCCCGUAUGACGAAAUUAACCGCCAGUAAAUACCGCUGAAGCUCAUGAUUGGAGCAAUAUUGUUCUUGUCGGAAAUGUUCAAACAAAGUGACGAAAAAAUGCACAACAUAGUGAAACAGAUAGUACCUACACUAAUUAUAUUCAUCGCUUCGAAUAUAUAACAGAUCUAUUGUGUUUGACCGAUAUUGAUGAGCUGGCAGUAGAAUUUACGGGUUGUUUUUUUUCGUUUGAGUACUCUUAAUACCAAAGAUCGGAUACAAAUCGACGGGAAAGCUUUUAAGUAUUAAAGCCCAUCGUACUCUUCCGACUCGAUCCCGAAUUUUCUCCCGAUGAAAUCUACGAGUGCCCAUCACAGUAGCCGCACAAUUGGCACGAAACGCGGUUACCCGUUUCGUAUUGUUUUAUAGUGUGCGGGAUUUUUAAACAAUACAAAAUUAGUUAUAUACGACUUAUCGUAGAAUACGAACGUUUUUAUACAAUUGAACACCAUCCAGUGCAGUCGGUACUACUAUAAAAUACUCAUCGAUGUUAUAAAUCCGAUUUACCGCAAUAGUCGGCUGGAAAAUUUCUCAAAAAAUAAAAAAAAAAAAAUAAAAAAAAAAAAUCAUUUUCACCGAUAUUAAACACAUGCAUCGAACAUAGGUUUUAGAUUAUGAAAAUACUGGGAAUUUUGUAUUGUGUCACGCGGUUUGUAAUAUCGCGUGCAGUCGAAAUAUUAAUAACCAUUAAUAAUUAAAUAAUUCGUUAUUCUCUUCUCCUUCUUAUUCGGCUCUGUUGCGGCUCCUUGACUAUGACCAUAACAUACCGUUAAAAUAUGCUAUACCUGCUUUUUAUCCCUAUUCUCUACAGUUUCCUUUUAUUAAAUGUCCUGUUCCACUGGCUUAUAAUUACCUUUAGCACAACUCUUCCGCCUAAAAUGUCUCUGUAAUUUUCUUUUUGCUAUAUUAUCUUCUUUCUUACCUACAAUUUUGUUUGCCAUUUUCCGAUUGGAGCAAGUUUUUAUUCGAAGCCUUUUGUUCAAAGUUAUUCACAGACGGAAAAAAAAAACAUAUCAUAGUAGAACUAAUAGAUAUCUCUUGCUCCGUACCGAAUCUAAAACAAUAUAAUAAAAAUAAAACGGUCAUAUUUCACACGUGGCCGGGCACUGUUGUAGUUGAGAUGUUGGGAAGAUAUUAGGGGACAAAUUUAAUGAAUACCUGUAAUCAAUAAUUAACCAUUCCUAACGAAAAAACGAUUCUGAGUGGAGUUCAGUUAAUAGUAUUGCUUUGACAACAACAUAAUAUAUAUUACAUUAUAGUAUAAUAAUUAUAAUUAUCUCCAGUCAGAUUUCCUUUCGGAAAAAGUGCUAUUAUUGUAAAUAGGAAUAAGAUUUUUGGUCGAAAAUUUGCCCACAGAAAAAAAAUAACCAAAUAUCUUUGUAGAACCAUAAGCUUCUUCGGUCCACUCAGAAUCUAAAAUUAUGAAACGAUUAUUUACGUGAACUUUACCAUUAUGUCUAUGUUUUUUUUUCCCGGUUUUGCUCAAUUCUUAAGAAAACUACGUGGGAAAUCAAAAAAUGACUUUCUUAUUCCGCAACAAUAUCCAAAAUUCAAUAAAUGUUGUCUUUUUUCUACUGGAGCAAGAUUCUGUAGGGAAAAAUUGUUUACAGACAGGGAGAAAUACACACACACACACAUAUCAUAUUAAACCCAACACAUCACACCAUUACUCUCAGAAUCUGGAAAAACCGGAGUAUGAAACAUUUGAAAUGAUGAAACAAGUCAAAAAAGAUGCACUGCAACUAAAACGGCUUCCGCAUGACAUAGGUAUCAUGUAUUAGUAUGGGCUUAAAAAUAAACAUACAAUAAAAAUAUUAGUAUUCCCAUAGAUUUGAAUGCGUACUCGAGUCACCCUUAAAGGAUUUGUCGAUUUUAUUUUUCAGACGACAACCGCGACUCUAGCAGGGCGGACACUCACUUUGUACUGGAGGGCCGGUGCACGAGCGUCCAGCGACUCCACGUCCGCAAAACCAGCACGGCGUUCGGUCGAGAACAUUUUACGUUGGUCCCGGAUGGGCGUGCCAGAGACGAGGCAGGUCGCACGGUAUAUGUGAAGAUGUCCGAUCUAGGUCCGGGUUCGGUAUUUGGCCUGGGUAAGUGUGGAAUUACGUGACCGACACACUUUUUACCGAAAUAAUUAAUUGAACUAUAAAUUCUCUUUGUAGUUCUCAUCCCUGUGAGCGAUAUCAAAAAAAACAAAAAAACAACAGAAUUUGAUUAUUAUUAUUAUUAUUUCAGGAGAUUUUGUCACGGGUAUAUCUUUGUAGGACACUCCGUAUAAUGUCGGUGGAUAAAACGAAAUGUGUCCGUCAUUUUUAAUCUUAAUGUAAACUUCUUUUUUUAACGCCAUCGGGUUUUUUCCCACGUCUUUGUGUCAUAGGCGAAAAGCGCCCCGGACGGCUAGUGGUGGCCACGACGGAAGUCAGGUGUUUGCUGGUGCCGUUGGCGUUCCUCGCCAAACACAACGCGUCAAACAUUUGGGGCCGGACCGUGUGCGCCCUGGACGCAUCUGAACCGACGGCCGAACAGUCGUUCCGCAAGUUCGUCGUGGACAACAGGUGGGAAGAGUAUAAGAGGUCGCUGGCCGCCGAAAUUUUGGGGAACCGCGACCGCCCGUCGCCGUCCCGGCCGCCGUGGAGACGAUGA
Molecule: messenger RNA, 14297 nt
Organism: Cinara cedri
Lineage: Eukaryota; Metazoa; Arthropoda; Insecta; Hemiptera; Aphididae
Source: the annotation of a GenBank genome assembly